AUGUUCACAUCUGCCUGCAGAAGCGUCGCUCGCUCGAGCGCAUCACGAACCGUCGCCACAGCACCAAUCCGUCGAAGCCUGCACCGCUUGUCAACACCUUCACCUCUCACAUCGACCGCCACCAGACACCGUCCGAGUGCGCCUUCGCUCAAGCCUGCUCGCAAUCAAUUCCCUACUGGUUCCCGUUCGAUCUUCAUUCAGACCGAGGACACACCCAACGCCGAUGCCUUGAAGUUCAUUCCCAACUCCCGCAUCUUGCCUGAGAACUUGAACACUACCUUCCUCGAGUACUUGUCGCCUCGCUCGACCCUUGCGCCGCCUCACCCUUCGCCUCUCGCUGCUCAAUUAUUGAAUGUAGAUGGUGUUACCUCAGUCUUUUACGGCCCUGACUACAUCACCGUCACAAAGGAUUCCGCCACACCAUGGCCCCACGUCAAGCCUGAGGUCUUCAGCUUGAUUACCGAGGCCGUCACAUCUGGUCAGCCUCUGGUGAACACUGUGGCAGGAAAGAAUGGCGAAGAGCAACCAGCUGAGAAGGACUCUUUGGAAUACGACGAGAACGACAGCGAGGUUGUCAGCAUGAUCAAGGAGUUGCUCGAGACUCGUAUUCGUCCUGCUAUUCAGGAAGAUGGUGGUGACAUUGAAUUCAGAGGUUUCGUGGACGGCCAGGUUCUUCUGAAGCUCCGCGGUGCUUGCAGAACCUGCGACUCGAGCACCGUCACCUUGAAGAACGGUAUUGAGAGCAUGCUUAUGCACUAUAUCGACGAGGUCCAAGGUGUUCAGCAAGUGCUGGAUGAGGAAGAGGAGGUUGCUCUCCGUGAGUUUGCCAAGUUCGAGGAGAAGCUCAAGGCGCAGAAGGGAGAGGUACCUGCUGGAACUUCCGGUAAGGGCACUCUUGACACCGUUGAGUAG
This is a messenger RNA of Aureobasidium pullulans EXF-150, 912 nucleotides long. Its product is annotated as HIRA-interacting protein 5. The record is from RefSeq and is a predicted model, not a curated record. Gene Ontology annotation, cellular component: mitochondrion. The coding region runs from base 1 to 912 and encodes 303 amino acids. The transcript is spliced from 2 exons. Gene Ontology annotation, molecular function: iron-sulfur cluster binding; iron ion binding. Gene Ontology annotation, biological process: iron-sulfur cluster assembly. NCBI's taxonomy places the organism in Eukaryota, Fungi, Ascomycota, Dothideomycetes, Dothideales, Saccotheciaceae.